AUGGAAUCCGGUGGUCGAGGUAGAGGUAGGGGGCGAGGUAGAGGCCCAGAGGGAGAAAAUGAGAAUGAACCUGACCAGGUAGCCACAGCCAUCCAGCGUAUGGCUGACUUACUUGAGAGAAUGGUUAAUCAACAAGGUCAAGGUCAGGGCCAAAAUGCUGGGAACCCUGGAGGAAAUGCGGAAAAUAAUAAUCAUGAUAGAAAGGACCGGGCAUUAGAACGGUUUCAAAAGUUCGCUCCUCCCACAUUUGUAGGUGGACCGAAUCCAGACAUAGCUGAGGGAUGGUUAGACCAAAUGCUAGAUAUCUUUGCCGCACUUGGAUAUACGGAGGAGCGGCAAAUCUCUUUUGUAACUUUUCAGUUUGAGGGAGCCGCCCGGGCUUGGUGGAAUGUCAUUAAGACCAAGUGGGAACGGGAGCAGACUCCCUGGACCUGGGUUAACUUCACCCGGGAGUUCAAUGAAAAGUAUCUACCACCCAUAGUGCAAGAACGGCGGGAGGACGAGUUUAUCCGCCUGCGCCAAGGGGCGUUAAGUGUGGCUGAGUACGAGACGCAGUUCACUAAACUAUCUCGUUUUGCUCCUGAUUUGGUACUCACGGAGCAAAGACGCGUUCGACGCUUCAUUCAGGGGUUGAAUGUGGAACUCCAGGAGGCGUUAGCAGCUGUCCAGGUGGACACAAUUAGUCAGGCGCUAGAGAAAGCGCAGAGGAUAGAAGCAGCCAGGGGUCAGGUUAAGGCCUUUCACGAGCGUAAACGUAGACAACCGAGCUCGAGUACCUACACCUCUGGGCAGAGCUCGAAGAACGAGCCACCCACCAAGUUGGGUAGAGGAGUAGGAGGUUCGCAGCCUAUUGGGACUCCAGGCCGAGGCAAUUUUGGACGAGGGCAGGCGGGGCGAGGGCCGCAGAGAGGUGGCCAGCGCGGAGGACAAAGUUCUGGACCUAGAUCGACCUGUAACUUUUGUGGAGGCAAUCAUCCCUUCGAUAAUUGUUGGAAGCAGGGUUCCGUACGGAAGUGUUUCAGAUGUGGCAGCACAGAACACCUCAUUGCUCAAUGCCCAAAGGCUCCGCAGGAAGGAACUAGUACCCCUCAGGCAGGAGGGACUACACCUAAGCCGAUCAAUGCAGAGGGUAAUCGACCUAAAGUACCGGCCCGAGUGUACGCCAUGGGUCAUCAAGAGGUGACUGACCCUUCGGCAGUCAUCGAAGGUACACAUUCUCUUUUUCGGCGUACCGCAAACGUUUUAAUUGACCCUGGCACCACGCACUCUUUUGUUAACCCUACAUUCAUGGCUCACAUUGAUGUUAAGGCUGAAAAGUUACCAUAUGACCUAGAAAUUAAGACCCCUAUCACCAAUAAGAGCUUACUUGCCAAUAUGGUUUAUAAGGAGAGUGAAGUAUGGGUCGGGGAGCAGAAAUUGCUAGUGGACUUGAUUGAAUUAGCCCUUAAGGGAUAUGACGUCAUACUAGGUAUGGAUUGGUUAGCUAGAUAUUAUGCUCACCUUGAUUGUCGUACUAAGACAGUUGAUUUGCACAUACCGGGCGAACCUACACUCCACCUAGAUGUUCGAGGAAAGUUAACCUCAGCCACUCUCAUUUCCGGGAUUAGGGCUAGGAAAUUGCUAAGUAAAGGAGCUCGAGGGUACUUGGCUGUAUUGAUUAAUACUCCACAGGAGCAGUUGAAAGUUGAAAAUGUACCUGUAGUGUGUGACUUCUCUAAACUUUUCCCUGAGGAAUUAACUUCACUACCGCCAGAAAGGGACAUAGAAUUCAAGAUCGAGUUGCAUCCUGGAGCUGAACCAAUUUCGAAAACCCCUUAUCGAAUGGCUCCUGCUGAACUUAAAGAGUUAAAGAUUCAAUUACAGGAACUAUUAGAUCGAGGAUUUAUACAGGAGAGUGAAUCACCUUGGGGAGCCCCGGUAUUAUUUGUCAAGAAGAAGGAUGGAGGGUUACGGAUAUGUAUAGAUUAUCGGGGAUUGAAUAACUUAACCAUUAAGAAUAAGUAUCCCUUGCCUCAUAUUGAUGCAUUGUUUGAUCAACUGCAAGGUGCAGUUGUAUAUUCGAAACUAGAUCUUCGGCAGGGGUACUAUCAAUUGAGGAUUCGGAAGGAGGACAUACCUAAAACUGCCUUUAAUUCGCGGUAUGGGCAUUUUGAGUUUGCAGUUAUGCCCUUUGGGUUGACAAAUGCUCCAGCCGCAUUCAUGGAUUUAAUGCAUAGAACUCGAGAGGAUCAUGAACAACAUUUGAGGUUAGUAUUACAAACCCUUAAGGACCAUCAGCUAUAUGCUAAGUUCAGUAAAUGUGAAUUUUGGCUGGAAGAGGUGUCCUUUUUAGGUCAUGUGAUCUCAAAAGAUGGGAUAGCGGUGGACCCCGCUAAAGUAAGAGCGGUAACAGAAUGGAAGAGACCGGAAAGCCCGACUGAAGUUAGAAGUUUCUUAGGGCUUGCAGGAUAUUAUCGCCAUUUUAUUAAGAAUUUUUCUAAGAUAGCUGGCCCGUUAACGGAUUUGACUAGAAUUCACAAUCAGUUUGUUUGGACCCCGAAGUGCGAGGGCAGUUUCCGAGAGCUAAAAGGAUUAUUAACUUCCGCCCCAAUUUUAACACUGCCUAAUGGAAAAGACAGUUUCGUGGUAUACACAGAUGCAUCUAAGAUGGGUAUAGGCUGCGUACUUAUCCAAAAUGGACAGGUGAUAGCGUACGCAUCCCGGAAAUUGAAGCCUCAUGAGCAAAACUACCCUACUCAUGAUUUAGAAUUGGCAGCUGUAGUUUUUGCUCUCCAAAAGUGGCGUCAUUACCUCUAA
This is a messenger RNA of Coffea arabica (coffee), 2796 nucleotides long. The record is from RefSeq and is a predicted model, not a curated record. Lineage: Eukaryota; Viridiplantae; Streptophyta; Magnoliopsida; Gentianales; Rubiaceae.